Truncatella angustata is the source of this 801-nucleotide messenger RNA. RefSeq lists its product as uncharacterized. The record is from RefSeq and is a predicted model, not a curated record. The transcript has a single exon. The coding region runs from base 1 to 801 and encodes 266 amino acids. NCBI's taxonomy places the organism in Eukaryota, Fungi, Ascomycota, Sordariomycetes, Amphisphaeriales, Sporocadaceae.
AUGAACACGCUGUCCGUGGCUGGAGUCAUGAUUACGACGGUUUGUGAUGUAUAUGACUUCGGGAUAACCUUGGAAUCUGAUAAAUCCUACAACGAUACGCUCAACCGUCUAUAUAAGUUCGUUAAACGAGAGAACGGGCUCGCUGACAAGAACACUGAAGAAGCCUGCAGAGUCUGGACUGGAGUGUUUGGUGCAGCUGUGAUCGCCGAUUUGUGGGAUCCGCCUCGAGAUGAGUACUGGGACUUGUCAGGAUUGACCAGCCUCUUCUUGUGGUUGCAAUCGAAUGACACCGUUCCCGUGGUCGACCAGCUCCCGGACACGAGGUGGAAGGAUAAAAUUGGCCAGUUGCUAAGGUGCAUACUCGGCCACGGGGCUUUUACUGAUUCACAACGUCCCCCGGCUCAUUGCGGUCUCGUGCCGAGGUCAAGUCAAAAUGGGGACAUUAUCUGUGUCAUUUUAGGAUGCAACAUGCCAAUGGUACUUCGUCCUCAUGGCAACGGCCGGUUCACAUUAGUAGGGCAAUGUUUUGUUAGUCAUAUACCCUUCGGCGAUGCAGUCCUAGGACCAUUUUCGGAUAUCACUCAGGCAUAUAUCCGGACAGAGGCUAAUGCCUGCAAUUUGUUUGUUUUCAAAAAUAAUGAUACCGGGACAGUUGCGGUCGCAGAUCCUCGUCUCGAGAGAUUUCCUGGCUUCGAAGAGUACAGAGAAGAGCUAAGAGAUAAUCCCUGGAGAAAAUUCAAAAUCCAUCCUCAGCUUCUACGCGAUGAAGGGGUCAAUAUCCAAUACUUCAAUAUUGUCUAG